Cornus florida is the source of this 926-nucleotide messenger RNA. RefSeq lists its product as uncharacterized. Gene Ontology annotation, cellular component: chloroplast. The coding region runs from base 66 to 668 and encodes 200 amino acids. The transcript is spliced from 4 exons. The record is from RefSeq and is a predicted model, not a curated record. NCBI's taxonomy places the organism in Eukaryota, Viridiplantae, Streptophyta, Magnoliopsida, Cornales, Cornaceae.
UAAAAGUACAAAUAAAGGGCCUUUCACGAUUAGUUUUACUCCCCCAGUCGAUAGAUUGAACAUCAAUGGCUACUACAACACUCUUACCAUAUUCAACACUCUGUUCCAUUUCCAGAACCAAAUCUACUACCCCAUCUUCUUCUUCUUUGACCCUUCCAAUUCUUCGAAUUCCUCAAUUUCAAAGCCCUGGAAACAUUGCCAGUCGUUACCCUAAUUUAUCACUUGUCAACAAGUUGACAAAAUCGAGAACCAUUGUUAGGUCAGUAGCAGAGGAAACCCUAAUUCCAGAAGAUGCAGAGCAGAACACUGCUACCAUAGAAGGAGAAGAAGCGCCCACCACUGCCAUAGAAGGAGGAGAAGCGUCCACCACUGACCAGACCGUUUCCGUCCCGGUCUCGCCUUCCGACGUUCUCACCAUGUUCUUUCAGGCUGAAGGAUCGAUGAAUGAGGCAGGUAUUCCUACAGUGACCAAGGCUUUAGAGGAAGCAGAGGGCAUUACAAAUUUAAAAGUUCAAGUCCUUGAGGGUAUUGCUAGUGUUGAGUUAACAAAACAGACGACUGUACAAGCAGCAGGGGUGGCUUCCAGUUUAGUUGAGAUCAUACAAGGUUCAGGCUUCAAGUUACAAUCAUUGAAUUUGAGUUUUGAGGAUGAAGAAGACAUCAACUAGACAAAAAAAACAAAAAAAAGGUUUGAAACUCCUCCCAAGAAUCUUGGAAUCCAGGCAGAUGCUGGAAAAUGUAUUGAGUUUACUCGGGAUUGUUAGUUUUAUAGGCCUCUUCUCUUGUACGAUGUUGUGCAAUUACUUUAUCAGUGGAAGUAGUUGAAGUUCACAAUUUAGAUUGAGAAUUGUCUAAAUAUGUUUGAUCAAACUUUGUUUUGCAAGCUGUUCUGAAAUCCAGAAUGCCAACAUUGUGGCUUUUGUUUC